AUGUCUCCCCACAAGCUAGACGGCCUGAGCAUCAAGAUCGCCAUCGAUCGCGGCGGCACAUUCACCGACUGCCUCGGGAUAAUCCCCGGCCAGUCCGACAUCGUGGUGAAGCUCCUCUCGCAAGACCCAGCAAACUACGCCGACGCCCCAAUCGAGGGGAUAAGACGCAUCCUCUCGCAAGCAACAGGCAAAACCAUCCCCCGUGAUGAAAAGCUCUCGCUGGCUGAUUUCGCGUCUAGCAGUAUCCGCAUGGGCACGACGGUUGCGACGAAUGCCCUGCUGGAGCGGAAGGGUGAGCGCCAUGCAUUGCUGAUUACGAAGGGAUUCAAGGAUGCGCUGCGGAUUGGGACGCAGUCGAGGCCGAAGCUGUUUGCGUUGAAUAUUCAACGGCCGGAUGUGUUGUAUGAGGAGGUGGUUGAGGUUGAUGAGAGGGUCACUGUGGAGGAUUAUCAGCAGAAUCCAGCGCCGGAUAAGGAGGGACUGCAGCGGGCUUUGGAGUCUGAUUCUGAUUUGAGAAAAGGGGUCAGUGGUGAGGUUAUUAGAGUGCUGGAGGCCUUGGAUGAAGACAAAACGAGAGAAAGUCUACAGAAAUUGUAUGACAAGAGAUAUCGCUCGGUUGCGGUGUGCUUGGUCCAUGCGUAUACGUUUCAAGAGCACGAGCUGGCCAUCGAGCGGAUUGCAAGGGAGAUUGGCUUCACGCAGAUUUCUCUCUCCAGUCAGCUACUGCCGAUGAUUAAGAUGACCUCUCGCGGUGCGUCAGCUACUGCGGAUGCGUACUUGACGCCGGUCAUUCAGCGAUAUAUCCAGGGAUUUCGAGAGGGAUUCAAGGAUGGAUUGCGCUCGGCGGACACGCGAUGUGAAUUCAUGCAGAGUGAUGGAGGGCUGGCUACAUUUGAUAAGUUUAAUGGCCUCCGCGCCAUUCUAUCCGGUCCUGCUGGAGGAGUUGUCGGAUAUGCUGGAACGUCCUUCGACGAGACAGAGAGAAAACCGGUUAUAGGCUUCGACAUGGGCGGCACCAGCACUGACGUGUCUCGCUACGAUGGAAAGCUGGAGCACACCUUCGAGAAUACAAUAUCAGGCGUGACGGUGAUGGCACCACAGCUUGAUAUCAACACUGUCGCAGCAGGCGGGGGAAGUAUUCUCUUCUGGCGUCACGGGCUAUUUGUUGUCGGCCCCGAGUCUGCAGGUGCUCAUCCAGGCCCUGCAUGCUAUCGCAAGGGCGGGCCUUUAACAGUGACAGACGCAAAUCUGCUUCUUGGGAGACUACUACCAGAUUACUUUCCUAAGAUCUUUGGCCCGAAGGAGAAUCAGGCUCUGGAUGUUGAGAUUGUGCGCCAGAAGUUCACUGAGUUGGCACAGAGGAUUAAUGCAGAAACAGGACAGGAUAAAACACCGGAAGAGAUUGCCCUUGGGUAUAUCCAGGUUGCGAAUGAGUCCAUGGCAAAACCUAUUCGGGCGUUGACGGAAGCCCGUGGCUUUGAUACUUCAGCGCACAAUCUGGCGUGCUUUGGCGGUGCAGGGGGUCAGCACGCAUGCGCUAUCGCAUCUUCACUGUCAAUUGGGACUGUGAUUGUCCACAGAUACUCGUCCAUCCUGUCGGCAUACGGCAUGGCACUGGCCGACGUCGUUCAUGAAGCCCAGGAGCCAGCGUCGGGUGUAUUCACAGCAGAAGCUAUGGAGUCUGUCAACCAGCGAAUUACAGCAUUGAAAGACAAAGUAUCCACGGCAUUGACAACAGAUGGGAUCGAAGAGAGUCAGAUUUCCCAUGAAGUAUACCUGAACCUGCGCUAUCAGGGCACGGACAACGCACUCAUGGUGCUACAGCCAGACCACGGAGACUUUAUUGCGGAAUUCGUCAAGGAACACCAUCGCGAAUUCUCAUUUACAUUCCCCGGCCGUAAUAUCCUGGUUGAAGAUAUCCGCGUGCGCGGCGUUGGAAAGGCGACGUCUGUCCCUUCGGAGGCACCCCAGCACGAACUGGCAAUGAUACCUAAAACGCCAGUCGGGCGUGAGAAGCAGGAUGACUCGACAGUGGUAUAUUUCUCUGGAACAGGCCAGGCGGAGACUCCUGUGUUCUUCCUCGAGAACCUGGAACCAGGAAGCCUGAUACAAGGACCGGCCAUGGUCAUCGACAAAACACAGACUGUUGUCGUGGAACCAAACGCAACAGCUACAAUCCUGUCUCGCCAUGUUAUUCUGGACGUACAGUCGUCCAAGAAGCAAACAGCCGAUACCACUAUCGUCGAUCCCAUAAAAUUGUCCAUCUUCGGCCAUCGCUUCAUGUCUGUUGCAGACCGGAUGAGCCGUAUGUUCCAGAAGACGUCGGUGUCGACGAAUAUCAAAGAACGACUCGAUUUCUCGUGCGCUGUAUUUUCGCCAGACGGGAAAUUAGUAGCGAAUGCACCAAACGUGCCUGUACAUCUAGGAAGUAUGGAGUAUGCUGUUAGAUACCAGCACCAGCAAUAUAGUGGGAAUCUGCACCCUGGCGACCAUAUACUCACCAACCAUCCCCUAGCCGGAGGGACGCAUCUUCCAGAUAUCACCAUUAUCACCCCGGUAUGGAAUGCAGAGGGCACGCGCAUCAUCUUCUACGUGGCAUCCCGCGGGCAUCACGCUGAAAUCGGCGGUAUCGCUCCAGGCUCUAUGCCAUCAAAUAGCAAAAUGCUAUACGAAGAAGGCGCCAUGACCAUGGGCUUCAAAAUCGUAUCCCAAGACCGGUUCGACGAGGAAAUCGUCCGCAAAUUCCUCUACGACGAGCCAGCCUCAUAUCCAAAAUGCAGCGGCACACGGACAUACAACGAUAACGUAUCAGACCUAAAAGCAGCCAUUGCAGCAAAUCACAAAGGCGCAAAGCUACUAGAAGGUUUAGUCGCAGAAAACACAUUAGAAGUCGUCCACUUCUACAUGGACGCCAUCAAACGCACCGCCGAAAUCGCCGUCCGCGAUCUCCUCAAAUCAAUCGGAUCGCAGAAUCCAGACAAGCACCUCCGCUUCUCAGAUUUCAUGGACGACGGCACCGAAAUCAAGCUAGAGAUCCGAAUCGACCCUUCCUCUGGCUCGGCGGAUUUCGAUUUCACAGGGACGGGCUAUGAAACGUUUAACUGUCUCAAUGCGCCCAAGGCGAUCGCCCACUCGGCUAUUAUAUAUGUCUUGCGCGCGUUGAUAGAUGUCGAUAUCCCGCUAAAUGAAGGCUGUCUUGCACCUGUGAAUGUAAUCAUCCCCGAGGGGACAUUGAUUAACCCCUCUGGGCAUGCCGCCGUAUGCGCAGGGAACCCUAUUACCUCGCAGCGGAUUACGGAUGUCGUUCUUGGAGCGUUUCGAGCAUGCGCUGCGUCGCAGGGAUGCUGCAACAUUAUCUCCUUUGGCAUGGGUGGUCUCGAUGAGAACGGCGUUGAUAUUCCGGGUUUCGGCGUCGGGGAGACGAUUUGCGGUGGCUCGGGCGCUGGGCCGUCAUGGCAUGGAACGUCUGGUGUGCAUGUGCAUAUGACGAAUACGAGGAUUACAGAUGCUGAGGUUUAUGAGCUGCGGUAUCCGGUUAUCCUGCGGCAGUUUUCGAUUCGGAGGGGGUCUGGUGGACGUGGUAUGUAUCGUGGUGGGGAUGGGGUGGUUCGGGAAUUGGAGUUUCGGAUGCCGCUGUCUGUGUCGAUGCUGAGUGAGCGUAGGGUUUAUAGACCGUAUGGGCUGGAGGGUGGUGAGGCUGGCCAGGUGGGCUUGAAUCUGUAUGUGAAGAAGGAACAGGAUGGGACGGAACGGACGAUCAACAUUGGGGGGAAGAUGGAGUUGCAGGUGCAGCCAGGGGAGCGGAUCUUGAUCCAUACACCUGGAGGAGGCGGAUGGGGAGUUGAGAGGGCGGAUUUGGCCCAGGCAUAUACAACCACCGUGAAUGCGUUUCAACCACGAGGGAGUGUGCAUGCAUUCAGUGCCACUGCAGAGGCGGCCUCAUAG
Molecule: messenger RNA, 3945 nt
Organism: Aspergillus puulaauensis
Lineage: Eukaryota; Fungi; Ascomycota; Eurotiomycetes; Eurotiales; Aspergillaceae
Exons: 7
Coding region: 1-3945 (1314 amino acids)
Biological process (GO): glutathione metabolic process
Cellular component (GO): cytosol
Molecular function (GO): 5-oxoprolinase (ATP-hydrolyzing) activity
Source: RefSeq, a predicted model, not a curated record